CCUCAGCAGGUGCAGCUCCAUUGCCGAAAGUCUCAAGUGCUACCUGUUCUCUAACAGAAUCUGCUACAGAAUCAGCUGAAACAGAAUGGAAACCCUCCUGAAGCUGGGUCUCUCUCUGCUGUGCAUAGAAAUUGCCUUAGCACUCCGGUGUAGACAAUGUCGUGGAUACACAAAUAUGAAUUGUCAUCAUAGGAUGGAAACUUGCUUUCCUAGUGAUGGUGAAUCUUGUAUGAUCCGCAGAGUCUUUUCUUCUGAUGGUGAAAACAAACUGCAGAGUGCAGAGAGCAAGUGUGUGAAAGACUGUCAAAGCAAGGAGGAUAUUUCUGAUUUUCAAACAGUGGUGACAACUUGCUGUAGUGGUUUUGACUUUUGCAAUGACAUCGAUGUGCCAAUUAUGUUACAAUAGUUUGAGGAAACUUCCAAUAGCCUCAUCACUCUCCUCCUUCCUCCUAAAUCUAUAAUACAAAAGUAUAACCCACAGUUUGUAUUUCUAUUCUGGACUAGAUGUUUUCCCGAGCAUCAGAACUUCAUGAGUCAAGGAACCUGGAGGACGCUAUAUGACCCUAUAUGACCCUAUAGCCCACCUUUUAUGCUCCGUAUUUCCUCUCUAAUAGAUAUGAACAAAAGUGUAUUCUGAGUUCUGCUCAGUGCUUUCAUCACUUUGAAAGAAAUGGUAUCAUGGAUGAGAAAACAAAAAUAAAAUAGGCAAUGAAGAGAAAAUAUGAACAUUAAUACUGUAGUCCUUCAGAAGAUAGGUAGUUCUAGUAAAAGGGAUAUAUGAAAGUACUUUAUUUGAAUUUAAAAAUCUAUGUUCAUUUCUUUCUAAGAAGUAGGUAGGAGAGUGAAUAAGGAGGAAAACACAGUGCAUCAAAACAUAGGAUAGAAGAAAGGUAAUACUAAGAUGUACUUUUACAGCAAUAAACAUCUACUUUGAAAAGAAAA
Messenger RNA from Oryctolagus cuniculus (rabbit), 942 nucleotides. The record is from RefSeq and is a predicted model, not a curated record. Lineage: Eukaryota; Metazoa; Chordata; Mammalia; Lagomorpha; Leporidae.